AUGGGCGCAAUCGACGCCUUAAGGGUCGCCGACGAGGCUCCUCCGCAACCAGUGGUGGUGCAGGAAGAGCUCCUUGCCGUCAACAACGUCUCCGACACCGCAAAACCACAAUUGACGGCAAGUGAGAUUCAAGUUCCGGGCAAUGAAAAGGUGGCAAGCUACCCCGAGGCAAAGAUAUCCCUAGUCGACAGAUUCAUCGACGAGCCGAGACCGCUGAGGGUCGCAGUAAUUGGCGGUGGUCUCACGGGCAUUUUGGCAGGGAUUCUGCUACCAGCCAAGGUCCCCAACAUCCAGCUCACCAUUUACGAGAAGAACAAGGACUUUGGGGGCACCUGGCUUGAAAAUGUUUACCCCGGCGUGCGAUGCGACAUCCCAUCACACGUCUACCAGGCCACCUUCUCUCCCAAGACGGACUGGUCGGACGAGUUCGCCCCGGGGGCCGAGAUCAGGGACUACUGGCAGGCGCAGGCGCGAAAGUAUGAUGUGUAUCGAUUUGCCAAGUUCGGCCGUAGGGUAGAGGACGCCUCGUGGGACGCGGCCGAGGCGAUAUGGCGUAUCACCCUGCGCGACGAGGACCUGGGAGAGGAGCUGGUUGAGGUGGCGGACUUUGUGCUGACGGCGACUGGCCGCUUCAAUGCUUGGAAGUUGCCAGAGUACCCGGGGAUAGAGGAUUACAAGGGGGUGCUCCGACACGCCUCAAACUGGGAUCCAUCGUUUGACCCGACCGGGAAAAAGGUGGCUGUCAUCGGCAACGGUGCAAGCGGAAUCCAACUGGUUGCAAAUCUUCAAAAGACGGUUGGGAAACUUGACCAUUACGCCCGCAACAAGACCUGGAUCGCCACAUCAUGGGCCGGGGACGAACGUACUCUAGAACCGCAACCAUAUCCACAACAUCUCAAAGACUCGUUCGAACGGGACCCCGAGACCUAUCUCCAGUUCCGCAAGGAGAUCGAGCAGAAGUACUGGCGCGGCUUCAGCGCAUUCUUCAGGGGCUCCGAGACAAGCACCGACCUGCGCGCCAAGUUCACCCAAGUGAUGCGGCGUCGCGUCGCCGCCAAACCCGAGCUCUUUGACCACCUCGUCCCGGACUUUUCACCAAACUGUAGACGUCUCACCCCAGGACCCGGCUACCUGGAGGCCAUCUCGUCCAACAACGUCGAGUACAUCCGCACGCCGAUCCGACGCUUCACCGAGACGGGCAUCGAGGACGAGGACGGCACCCUGCGCGACGUGGACGCUGUGUUUUGCGCCACGGGGGCUAACGUCGACCACGUUCCGCCCUUUGGGGUGCGCGCUCACGGCCGCGACCUGCGAGAGCUCUGGAGUGCCGGCAGCAGCAGCGGCGGCGGCUACGGCUUCCCCUACACGUACCUGGGCCUCGCGACCCCCGGGUUCCCAAAUCUGCUCUUCAUCGGCGGGCCGCACGGCACCGGCCCAUCGGGAACGGUGCCGCACGCGGCCGAGGUGCAGCUGACGUACGCGGCCAAGGUGCUGCGCAAGGCGUCGCGAGAGGGCGUGCGGAGCAUGGCGCCGACGAGGCGGGCCGCCGACGACUUUGUCGAGUACAGCGAUGCGUUCUUCGCCAAGACGGUGCUGACCGACAAGUGCAGCUCGUGGUACAACGGGGGCAGGGCCGGCGGGCGGAUCCAUGGCGUCUGGCCGGGUAGCGCGGGUCACGUCACUGCGGUGCGGAGGGAGCCCAGAUGGGAGGAUUGGGAGUAUGAGUAUCUGGGUGGUGACGGCGGUGUCUCGGCGAAUAGGUUUGCUUGGUAUUUCGGCAAUGGGUGGACGAGCAAGGAGGCGGACUCGGGGUCGGACAUGACUUCGUAUCUACGGGUGCCUGAUGAGAUUGAUCUACGUGACUAUCACGAGUCUUGGUGGAGUUUGCCAUAG
Molecule: messenger RNA, 1893 nt
Organism: Pyricularia grisea
Lineage: Eukaryota; Fungi; Ascomycota; Sordariomycetes; Magnaporthales; Pyriculariaceae
Exons: 1
Coding region: 1-1893 (630 amino acids)
Molecular function (GO): flavin adenine dinucleotide binding; N,N-dimethylaniline monooxygenase activity; NADP binding
Source: RefSeq, a predicted model, not a curated record